CACUGUGCAGCUGCGGCUCGGCAGCAGCAGACGGCGGCCCAGCCUCGGAUCCCCUCAUCACCGUGUUUCUCUGAUCCUCUCCAUUCCGCCUCGGCUCCUGCUCCGCUCUCUGAUCUCCGCUGUUCAUCCGCCCGGAGACAUGUCCGCCAGACCCGGAUUCUACAGACAGGAGCUGAACAAGACUGUGUGGGAGGUUCCGGAGCGGUACCAGAACCUGACGCCGGUCGGCUCCGGAGCGUACGGUUCGGUGUGUUCGGCGUACGAUGUAGUCCUGCGGCAGAAGGUUGCCGUGAAGAAGCUGUCGAGGCCUUUCCAGUCUCUGAUCCACAGCCGCCGCUCGUACCGGGAACUCAGGCUGCUCAAGCACAUGAAACACGAGAAUGUUAUAGGGCUGCUUGACGUCUUCACACCCGCUGCAACGUUAGAGGACUUCAAUGAGCUCUACCUGGUGACUAACCUGAUGGGUGCAGACCUCAAUAACAUCGUAAAAUUUCAGAGGCUGUCAGAUGAACACGUGCAGUUCUUGAUUUACCAGCUCCUGCGCGGCCUCAAGUACAUCCAUUCAGCGGGAUUGAUCCACAGAGACUUAAAGCCGAGUAACGUGGCAGUGAAUGAGGACUGUGAGCUGAGGAUCCUGGACUUUGGAUUGGCCAGACAGACCGACGAUGAGAUGACAGGGUACGUGGCGACUCGCUGGUAUCGAGCGCCGGAGAUUAUGCUCAACUGGAUGCACUACAAUCAGAAUGUUGAUAUUUGGUCAGUGGGAUGCAUUAUGGGAGAGCUGCUGAAGGGAAAAGUCCUUUUUCCUGGCACUGACUAUAUCGACCAGCUGAAGAGAAUCAUGGAGGUGGUGGGGACUCCGACCCCCGACCUGUUGAAAAAGAUCUGCUCCGAACAUGCGCAGAAGUACAUCCAAUCUCUGCCCUUCAUGCCCCAACAGGACCUGGAGAAGAUAUUUCGCGGGGCCAAUCCACUAGCUGUGGAUCUAAUGAAGCGCAUGCUGGUUCUGGACUGUGACGGGAGGAUCUCGGCCAGCGAGGCUCUGUCCCACCCUUACUUCUCACAGUACCACGAUCCCGAUGACGAGCCGGAGGCCCCGCCCUACGACCAGACACUGGAGAGCAAAGACCGAACUCUAGAAGAAUGGAAAGAGUUAGUAUUUGAAGAAGCGAACAGCAUCAGUGCAUCCGGCGGCAAGACUGAUAGUCUUCAGGUGGAGCAGUGAGCCUUUUUGUGCCCUGCCUCAACCUCUUCAUGAAGAAGGACCACUAGAGGAAGAACUGUGGCGAGCCAACCCAAGAAAAACUCUACAUUCCCUCUGCUCAGCGGGACUCCGUUCGAUUGCCUUUCAUGAGUUUAUUUGAGCAGCAGGGCAGGACGGUGUCCAGAGGAUCAGAUGCACACAUUGCAAAUUACAGGGGAGCAUUUUAGAAUCCAAUAGAAGGAGCUACGCAGUCCAGAAAGUUGCUUCCUCUUAUGUUUUCGCUCAUUCACUGUAAAAUGAGGAACCGUUGAACAUGGUUGUCAGGGAUCACAAAGGGCGUGAGGAUUCAUACGAGGGAGCAACUUUACGAACUGAACUGGGCUGAUAGAAAGUUAUUAAAGGAAGGAAAACACGCACACUAGGACGUCCAAAGUGCGGUCUGGUCCCUCAUCAUGACAAAUGCUAUAAGCAGUCACUUCUCUCAUAUAUGGAAUCCAUGUUUAAAGGCUUGCAGAACUGCCACGUCACGUCACAGAGCAAUGUAACAUUUAACCUGCGCACUACUGCAUGAUCUCUGUGCAUUUUGAUUAUUACAGAAUAUUACUGGUAUUGUAUUGUAUAUCCAUUCGAGCUGCUUAUUGCAUCUGCCACACUGCUAUAAAAGCAGCCUGAGGGCCGGAGGAGGCAUUAUCAAAACAACUUAUAACAAUAACACGGAAGCAGACAGAGAGUACUGCACUUCCUCAGACGAGAGUCCUCCUCUCCUGCUUGCAGAGUAGUAAACACCAACUGUGCUAUUAAUUAGCAAGGGAAUAAAUAUAUGCCAAAGCUGGAGCAGAGUGACCGUGUUGCAGGUCUGUGCCGCUUCACAUAUACACUUUCCGCUGAUGUCUGUUUUCUGAACACCUGUUGGCUUUGGCAGCGCUCCGUCAGGUCUCCAUGGUUCUUUGCAGUGAGUUUUACAGCCCGGGUAUUGUUUACAAUUGUUUAGAUUAUGGGCCUUUUGUGCUGGAUAUUUACCCAGCUUCACCAAAAUAAUGAUUUGGCAACCAUAGUGAUCUUUCAUAUUUUGUUCUUUUUCAUGUUCUUGGAGCGUUGGUGAAAUUAAACAUUCAUCACCGUCCACAGUAUUAAAGCACUGGAAAUGUUCCUCACCUUGGGUAUUGGAGUAGCACUUCAAGAAAGCUACAGGGAACAUAUGAAGCAGCACAAGCUCAAUGCACACCGAUUAUAAUAACAGAUUACUGACAUCCUCACUGACAUUGUGUCAGUCAUCUUGCAUCAGACUGGAGUUUCAGUUCUACAAACUUUUUGCUGAGGUAGAAAUAAUCUGCUUGUAUUAAACCACAAUACGCAGAGGCAGCGGACCACAGGGUGUCCAGCACAUGUAAUGUAACUGGGGGCAAUCGGACAACUUUCUGAUCAUUUUGAUGGCAUAACCCUCAACUUAAAUAGAUGUAGUAUCACUCAUAAGAUGCAUUUAAAAUAAUGAAGAAAUACAUGUGGUGGUUUGGCCCCAUUUUAGUAAAUUAGAGGGUUUAUUGACAGAUGACACAUUAGGAGAUAAAAGGCUAAUAAAUGAGUAACAUAGACAUAAAUCCAGUUUAUACCUGACUGCUGCAGAUGCAUUCUUAUACUUAUCCUGAAUACAACUUGGAUACAAAUGGCAGGUAUAAAGCAGAUUUAGGUUUCUAGUUACCUAACCUUGCUAAGUACUAACUAAUGCUAAGUAGCAGCACAUGCUAGCUUCAACUUUCAGUUAAGCUAGGUUGUCACGCUAACUCACUAUGACACCUACGAUAGGUAGUAUACGCAUGGUUGGCUCCUAAACGCAUUGGCUACUGAUGUAAGAUGAACAAUAGACGAAGACCAAUCUUAACUAGCUAGGUUAGCUAAGUUAAAUGAAGUUCAUGUGCUGUGGCUUUUCCCACUCAAGUCUAACCAGAGAUUAUUUCUGCCUCAAAAAACAUAAUUACAGCUAAAUCAUAAAUUGAUCAAACAUUUCUAAAAAAACACAAGACAGGAAACUUCCUCCUCCCAACGUAGACUAACUGGUUCCCAGUGGCGUGCUACACGUAGCCUUUUGUGCAGGUCGUCCAUUAACAGUGGAGGCAAGACUUUGAAAUUACAGUCCAAAUGAAUCAGAACUUUCUGUGUCAGUGGAAGCGUGUCAGAGCUCUGAAUGUUUAAGUAUUAUGUGCUUAUGUGGAUGUUGUAUCUGUGGUGGAACUGAAUAGCAAACUGCACAUCGAAUGUAUACGUAUACUGUAUGUAUGUUACAAGUGUUUUUUAAAACAUGGUGGAAUGUGAUUUAACAUCAGCCAUGAGUUUCAAAUCACUGAACUGAAUGUCAACGAUCAGUUUCAAAUGAUUUAGAUGAUUUUUCGUAUUCAUCAUCAAUGGGGUACACUCUGCAAGUGUUAGCAUCUAUCGAAUAAACACCAUCCGUUCUGUAA
Messenger RNA from Eleginops maclovinus (Patagonian blennie), 3660 nucleotides. It is a transcript of the gene mapk11, whose product is annotated as mitogen-activated protein kinase 11. NCBI's taxonomy places the organism in Eukaryota, Metazoa, Chordata, Actinopteri, Perciformes, Eleginopidae. The transcript is spliced from 12 exons. The record is from RefSeq and is a predicted model, not a curated record. Gene Ontology annotation, biological process: protein phosphorylation; intracellular signal transduction. Gene Ontology annotation, cellular component: nucleus; cytoplasm. Gene Ontology annotation, molecular function: MAP kinase activity; ATP binding. The coding region runs from base 140 to 1225 and encodes 361 amino acids.